This is a messenger RNA of Wickerhamiella sorbophila, 1131 nucleotides long. RefSeq lists its product as hypothetical. Bases 1 to 1131 code for a protein of 376 amino acids. The record is from RefSeq and is a predicted model, not a curated record. Lineage: Eukaryota; Fungi; Ascomycota; Dipodascomycetes; Dipodascales; Trichomonascaceae. The transcript is spliced from 3 exons.
AUGUUUUCACUGCAGAACCUUGGGCGGCACGACCAUUUGCCACGGCCAUUUCUUGUGCACACCCCGCCUUUGAAUGCGGCUCGUUUACGUUCUUCGCCACGAACUCCCCAUACCCACCACCGCAUUGAUACCAAGCGGGUCCAUGAUGUUUUAGACAAAAUCCGCGGGGUGGAUCGCAUUGCGGAAGUGAGACGGGGCCUAGGCCCGCCUGCUUCUAAUGUUGCUCCCGCCUCUGUUCCUCCACAGGCUCCUCCGCCAGCUCCUGUAGCGGCUCCCGUGGCGGCCCAGGUGUCUACCACUACAUCAGCCGAGACGCUGGAUCCCUCCCCAGUUUUCCACGAACUGCCGCCGUCUACCCCACAAUCCAUCACCAAAACUGUUAAUGAUUCACGAACUAUUUAUUCUUCUCCCUAUCUGCGGACCCCCCAAAAUAAACAAAUGGGAAUAGUCAGUGCUCCGGCAACCCUACGACGACCAAAGCGGCGCCUUAGCGAGGCCUCUGAACCUCCGCCCAAACGAAACGCUCCCGAAACACCAUGGCACCUCGACGACUCGCCGAGUCUCGUGUACGGUGCACCGGUCACUCCUCCCCAAUGGACAAGAAUACAAUGGCAGUAUUUGUCGGUUCUGGCCAACCUGAUCCCCGAGCUCGACCAAGGCAGCUUGGAAGACGUCAAGACGUUUAUCGACACCAGCCUGCCCCAGUGGCUUGUAAAGGAGUUCCACCCCUUUCGUGAAGAGCUGCCCAGCCGCUUGAUGGCUCUAGUCAAGUGGAAUCGCACUGCAAAGCCUGGUGCCUCUGACAACCUUGCCCUUACCCGAGAGGUCUGGGACCAAGUUCGCGGCUUGAUGACCAAACUGCUACCGGUUUUCCGCGCCGAAAACAAGGUCACGCUGGAAAACGCAGACGACUACGCCCAGAAACUGGUCUCUGUGGCCGAGCUCGUCAAGCGCAGCAUGGCCCCGGCAAAAUUGCACCAGUACAACAAGCUCGAGGUCGCGCGGCAGGUGUAUGCUCCUCAGGACGAGUUCCAGCUGGACAAACAGAAGAUCCAGUACCGCGUCCCUAAGCUCACCAUCUGCAUCUCCUCCACUCCGCUGGAUCUGGGCUCCGACUGGACCGGCCAGUAA